This is a messenger RNA of Durotheca rogersii, 1824 nucleotides long. RefSeq names its product pyridoxal phosphate-dependent transferase. The record is from RefSeq and is a predicted model, not a curated record. The transcript has 4 exons. NCBI's taxonomy places the organism in Eukaryota, Fungi, Ascomycota, Sordariomycetes, Xylariales, Xylariaceae. The coding region runs from base 1 to 1824 and encodes 607 amino acids.
AUGGCAGCUCCACAGAAUCACCGCAAUCAGUCCCAGACCAUGGAUACGCUAGAUAUUCAGGGGGCUAUCGACGCCUACCGAUACUGCGAAUACGCACACCGGAAAUACCUGGAGUUCGACAUACCCGACCUCGAGGCGCAUAUCGAGGUCAUAAUCUACGCCCUCGCCAAAUGCCUCAGGAACAUAUCGGGAUUCGAGGAUCGCGAAGAGGUCGGCUUCUACAUCACGGAACUCGGAGGCUUCAUGGGCCAGGCCAAGGCCGUGCUCAUGCUGCUGCAGAUAUGGCCGGUCCAGGAGCCGACAGCCCACGAACCGACAGUCGGGCAGACAGCAUUACAGUGGACGGCGUUCCGGGAAUCUACGGUUUGGGAGACAUUAGAGGAACAAAUGGCUCUAGUUCCCCCGGCUAUUAACCUCGACGAAUCGCACCGUCCUGAGCCGCCGUCGUCGCCCGAGCCCACUAUUACAGAUCGGUCACCGGAGCUGAGCAUCAGCGACCGCGAGAGAAGCAUGGAUCAACGAAGCUGCGGCCCGCCCGCGUUCGGCCAGCGAAUGCUGCAGCAUUUCGACUUCCACCCGGGGUACCGCAACCUGAAUCACGGCUCCUUCGGGGCGAGCCCGCGCGCCGUCCGGCAGCGGCUGCGCCACUACCAGGACCUGGCCGAGGCGCGGCCGGACCAGUUCAUCCGGUACGACGCGCCGGACCUGCUCAACGAGUGCCGCGAGGCGCUGGCCCGCUUCGUCCACGCGCCGACGCCGACCGUCGUGCUCGUCCAGAACGCCACCACCGGCGUCAACGCCGUCCUGCGCGGCAUCCCCUGGAGCGACGACGGCAGGGACGUCAUCCUCUACUUCAACACCGUGUACGGCGCCUGCGGCAAGACCGUCGACUACAUCGUCGACUCCGGCCGCGGCCACGUCUCCUCGCACGCGAUACAGGUGACGUACCCGUGCGAGGACGGCGAGAUCGUGGCCGCGCUGCGGGCGGCGGUGCAGGACUGCGCGGCGGCCGGGAAGCGCGCCCGGGUCUGCAUGUUCGACACGGUGUCGAGCCUGCCGGGGGUGCGCUUCCCGUUCGAGGCGCUGGUGCAGGCCUGCCGGGAGGCGGGGGUGCUGAGCCUGGUGGACGGCGCGCAGGGCGUGGGGAUGAUCGAGAUCGACCUGGCGGCGCUGGACCCGGACUUCUUCGUGUCGAACUGCCACAAGUGGUUGUUCGUGCCGCGGAGCUGCGCCGUGCUCUACGUGCCGCUGCGCAACCAGGCCCUCGUCGCCUCCUCCGUGCCCACCUCGCACGGCUACGUGCCCAAGGCCGGCGCCCGCUUCAACCCCCUGCCCAAGAGCAACCCGUCCGCCUUCGUCAACAACUUCCAAUUCCUCGGCACCCUCGACACCAGCGCCUACUUCUGCGUCCGCGACGCCCUCCUCUGGCGCGAGCAGGUCCUCGGCGGCGAGGGCAGGAUCCGAGAGUACACGCAGACGCUGGCCUGCGAGGGCGGCAAGAAGAUAGCGCAGAUCCUCGGGACCGAGGUCAUGGAAAACCAGUCUGGCACCUUGUCGCGGUGCGCGAUGACGAACGUCGCUCUGCCCCUCAGCCUGGAAGAAGCGUCCGAGGCGUCGGAGUGGAUGCAGGAGAGGAUGGGCGAAGACUACGGCACGUUCAUCCCGCUAUUCGUGCAUGGCGGCCGUCCGUGGGCGAGGGUGAGCGCCCAAGUUUACCUAGACCUCGACGACUUCGAGUGGGGUGGGCGGGUGCUUCUCGACCUUUGCGAAAGGGUCAAGAAAGGAGAGCAUAAGAACACUCAAGCUGUAGAAGUGGGACCGUAG